AGCCGGCGCCAUGGUGGAGAAGGAGGAGACCGGCGGCGGCAUCAGCGAGGAGGAGGCGGCGCAGUACGACCGGCAAAUCCGCCUCUGGGGGCUGGAGGCCCAGAAACGGCUUCGGGCCUCCCGGGUACUCCAGGUUGGCAUGAAAGGCCUUGGAGCGGAAAUUGCCAAGAACCUCAUCCUGGCGGGUGUGAAAGGACUGACCAUGCUGGAUCACGAACAGGUCUCUCCGGAAGACUCUGGAGCUCAGUUCCUGAUCCAGACUGGGUCUGUUGGCCGAAACAGGGCUGAAGCGUCCUUGGAGCGCGCCCAGAAUCUCAACCCCAUGGUGGAUGUGAAGGUGGACACAGAGAACAUAGAGAAGAAGCCGGAGUCGUUUUUCACUCAGUUUGAUGCUGUGUGUCUGACCUGCUGCUCCAGGGAUGUCAUCGUGAAAGUGGACCAGAUCUGUCACAAAAACAGCAUCAAGUUCUUCACAGGAGACGUUUUCGGCUACCACGGAUACACAUUUGCCAAUCUGGGAGAGCACGAGUUUGUAGAGGAGAAGACCAAAGCUGCCAAAGUUAGUCAAGGAGUUGAAGAUGGGCCUGAUACCAAGAGAGCCAAACUUGAUCCGUCAGAGACAACUAUGGUCAAAAAGAAGCUGGUCUUCUGCCCCAUGAAGGAAGCCCUGGAGGUGGACUGGCGCAGUGAGAAAGCCAAAGCAGCCCUGAAGCGCACCACGUCGGAUUACUUUCUCCUCCAAGUGCUCCUGAAGUUCCGCACGGAUAAAGGCCGAGACCCCGGCUCUGCCACCUACAGCGAGGACUCCGAGCUGCUGCUCCAGAUUCGGAACGACGUGCUGGAUGGCCUGGGUGUGAGUCCAGACCUGAUUCCUGAGGACUUUGUCAGGUACUGCUUCUCCGAGAUGGCCCCCGUGUGCGCUGUGGUUGGCGGGAUCUUGGCACAGGAGAUCGUGAAGGCCCUGUCUCAGCGGGACCCUCCGCACAACAACUUCUUCUUCUUCGACGGCAUGAAGGGGAGUGGGACCGUUGAGUGCCUCGGCCACCAGUGAUGUGGAGACAGACCUCCGGCCCGCCCCCCAGCCCGCCCCCCAGGGCAGCUUCACGGGAAAGGAAGCACCCUGCCAGCACAGGCCCUGUGCCUUCUGCUCACCUGCAGCUGCCGAGCCCCGGGCCUCUGCCCUGCUCUCCCCAGACCUGCCCGCUCCCCUGAGCACAGGUCACCUCAAAGCACCUCUCUGCCACCUCCUGGCCCGUGCCCCCUGGGCCCUGGGCUGAGGUCCCUGCCCGGAACCAGUGCACCUGUUGCUUAGGAGCCUCUCACUGCCUCCGUGGCCCCGUCCCUGCCUGAUGUCACAGGGCAAGCAGCGUGACUCAGGUGGGGAAUAGGGCCUGGCCUGGGCAGUGCGGGGCUCCAGCUGCAGAUUCAGACAGGUGCUUUUAGAGAGGGACCGGCCUGUGGGUGUCAGAUCCCGAAAAACAACAGGUGCCCUUGCUCUGGCGGCCUGGGGCUGGCCUUGGAUUAGUGGAAUCCAGCCUGGGCUUAGCUCAGGGGGUGUUGCCGAGCCCCGGCUCAGGGGAGCGCCCUCACUGCCACUCUAGAGUCUCCCUCCUGGCCGACCGUCCCUCGGUUCUCUGUUUACCCCGCAUUGUAGCUGUUUCCUGGAUAUUCCUCAGUUCUUUGUAGAGAAAUGACAAAAAUAAAGUCUUUUUGGUUUUGGA
Molecule: messenger RNA, 1721 nt
Organism: Echinops telfairi (small Madagascar hedgehog)
Lineage: Eukaryota; Metazoa; Chordata; Mammalia; Afrosoricida; Tenrecidae
Gene: SAE1
Product: SUMO1 activating enzyme subunit 1
Exons: 9
Coding region: 11-1051 (346 amino acids)
Biological process (GO): protein sumoylation
Cellular component (GO): cytoplasm; SUMO activating enzyme complex
Molecular function (GO): SUMO activating enzyme activity
Source: RefSeq, a predicted model, not a curated record